AUGGAACAAGCAGGACUGGAAGAAUUGCAGUUAGCAAAAGAUAUUGGAGAAGUAGAUGAACAAGGAAAAGGUCUAAUUGCAGUGAUUGUUGAAGAACCCGAGGAGGUAUUUGACCGCCGCGCGCAAUCACAAUAUACCGACAUUAAAAACUCUCCUUACCACACAUUUGGAAAUCAUUCAAACUGUGCACAAUAUUUUUGUAAAAGAGAACAAAACGACAGAGAUUAUGUGACAGAAAUGGAAGAAUACGAACUAAUGGAUGACAUUGUUUCUGCUGAAAAUAGGCUAGUUCAAAACAGCCACAGUUUAUUAUUAAACAUGACUAAGAAUGCUGCAGAGACAUAUAAUUCAAUCGUAGCCAAAUUUAUUAGAGGAAAGAGAAUUAAUUUUUCAGUUAAAGGAGCAUAUAUAAUAUAA
Messenger RNA from Psylliodes chrysocephalus, 417 nucleotides. NCBI's taxonomy places the organism in Eukaryota, Metazoa, Arthropoda, Insecta, Coleoptera, Chrysomelidae. The record is from the annotation of a GenBank genome assembly.